AAGACGAGACCGGACUUGAAGUUGCUGGAUGCAGGCACUCGAUUGCUCAAGCUACUUUGAACAUGUUCAGAGGAGAAAUUUAUGGCUAUGCUCACUACUUGCAUAUGAAUUUUUUACAACCACAUAAAGUUAAAUAUAUGUGGGAAGAUAUUAUAUGCAAAUAUUGGCCUUGGGCUCUACGUGUUACAUCGGAAGAAAAUCAAAAUGCGCUAAAAAAUAUUGCACCAGCACUGUCUAUAAUGCAUGGGAAAUCACACAGUUGGUCAUGUCAGGUUAUUUGGAGCUAAAGAUGACAAAGUGGUGCGGCAGCAACUGUUGGCGAAGAAGUUGAGCAAAAAAAUUCGUAUUUUUCAAGACUUGGCUCGACUACUAAAAAUAUGACGGCCUCCGGACGAGAAGAAUGCAUUACUGAACAUCUUCUGAGUUGGAACAAGCGAAAACUUUUAAACUUGGCAAAAUCACUUGUUAUUCAAAUGAAAAAGGUUACAAGUUGUAUAUGUCUUCAGUUAAUUGUCAAAAUUAUACUAGUGUGAGUUCAUGAUUCUAAAGUGUGCUACGUACGUGUAUAAAAUGGCAUGAAAUUACAGUUCAUAGUUGUGUAUAGGUCUUAUUUGAACCCAAUACGUUUACUGCAAUAAUAUGAUUCUUUUUCACUAUUUUUCAUGUGUACUUGUAUUUCGAAGCCCGAAAAGCAACUUUCAUCUGCCAGGGACGAUUUUGUAAAGUUAAGAAGCGAACUUAAUGUCCAGGAUUCAGACUUGGACGACUCGAUAAUUCAGUGGAAAGAAGUUCAACAAUUUGCCAGAGAACAACAAAUUGGAGUUUCUUCGUUGAAAGGUGCCGCCGAAGAGUUCUUCCUUUUGCAUCAAACUGUUGAAAAUGCUCAACAUUUGGAGAAUUUUGUAAAAGCCAACGAUGAUCAAAUGCAGACAUUAUUGGGUGAUAGGCGUUUCGUUCAUGACGCUCAAAACAGAGUGGAACAACUUGAACAAAAUGCAAAAAGAUUGCUUGAAUUGAAAAGACAGCUUUUACAUGGACAUGUGAGAGAGGAGCAGCUUCUUGAGCAAAGAAAGUCGUAGCUGGCAAAAAUCACAGUAGCAAAGCUGCAGAAGAGAUUGGAAAUGUUGUAUUUUUCAGUCACUAGACGCACAAAAGAAAUAACUUCUCUUGCUGGAAACGAAGAUGGAAAAGUUCGUUGAAUAUCUACCAAUAAAAAGUUUUCCUUGGUAUGAAACUCUGUUGCUUAUUCUAUUUGGCGUAUUUGGCACUAUCGUGAUUGGUUUUUCAGUAAUCUUAAACAGUCAUAAUUCAUUUCAUUGUUUUAAUGAGAUUAUAUCAAAGACUAAAGAAACCUCUCUUAUAAAGAAUAUUGAAUCAAGUUGUUGGAGACAAUACAAAAAUGAUCUACUGUACAGCCAGCAUAUUGCUCUGAUGGUGACUCUGAAUGUGGGUGUUGUCUUACUUUUGAGUGUCGUCUAUGGAUAUUUUAUGAAGCAUCGAGUUAAAAGGCUUGAAAACAUUGAUCCAUCAAUCAACAAUAAUAGUGAUAGAGAAAAUUUAAUGGCACAAUAUCCUCAAGACGCUCACUUCAGAAACGCUUCAUUUCAUAGUCCAUUUUGCCUUUAUUCAACAUACAUGUUUUAUUUAACUAUUCGGCUUAUCAGUUUGAUCAUAUUUGUUACCAUGUUUUUCAAAGCAAAAUUUCCCUACAACUUCUCAUGUUCGCUGCAUGAAACGUCAGCUUUCACUUCGUUCAACGUCACAAUUGUAAAUUGUAAAAAUGAUGGUGGGGAUGAAAGUGAAACCAUAUUCUGUAUUGUUGCAACUGUUGAUGUUGUUGUGAUGAUACUGACAAUUUUUGAGUUGAUAUAUUUGGCUUAUAUGUUCUACAAUUUCAGAUGUUUUGCAUCAGAAAACGAAUUUUUCACGGUUUUCAUCUUGCAAAAACGUAGCGUGUUUCCAAAAUGGUUGGAAAAAAUGAAAAAAACCUACGAAGAAUUUGAAAUGUCUGAAGACUUUGGUGGUGAUAAAAAGGACUGGCGCAAGCUUGACGAUAUUUAUGUGAACGUCAUAAUGCAAACAGGAAGGCAACGUACGAACGCUUACCCAGAAGCUUUUAGAAGGCAUGAAAUUUUUGAUUUUCAUCUCAACGUUCAAAGCAAUGCCCAAAAGUUGACAAAAGUGACUGAAAUUUUUAAGCCAAUCAAGGGUGAGCAAGAGUCGUUAUAUCCACGUUCUAUUUUGGUUAUUGGUAGGCCAGGAAUUGGUAAAACUAUGUUAGCAAACAAAAUUAUGCAUGAAUGGAAAAAUAAUAAAGAUGCAUUUUGGCAUGACAAAAUAGUCUUGUUAUUGCGAUGUCAUGCUCUAAAAACUGGAUCAAUAACACUGAAAAAUAUGUUAAUUGAUUGCGAUGGAUUGCCAAGCGAGAUGUUUCCUCAAAUUUACGAAAAUAUUCUUAACUAUCCAGAAAAAGCUGUCUUUAUCAUUGAUGGUCUUGAUGAAUUGUCUAUAGAAAAUGAAGGUGUAAGAACUGCUGGCCCUGCACACCACAACGCUGAAAUGCCAGCAUUUCAACUUUUAAGUAUGUUGCUAAAAGGAAAUCUGCUACAUGGUAGCACUGUUCUUAUAACAUCACGACCUACAGCAGAAUAUGCGUUUGAUAAGCUAAAAUAUGGUAGGACUGUCGAAAUUUUGGGCUUUUUUGAGGAUCAGAUUAAGGAAUAUGUCGACAAAUUUUGCCAGGAAGAUAAGCGUAGCAGAGAUUUGAUUUUGAAUUGUAUCGAUAGUUCUAAUGAAAUUCGUAGCUUGUGUUACAUCCCCGUCAAUACAUAUAUUGUCUGUCUGACGCUAAAAGAAUGCUUUAUAAAUGAUGCAAAGGAUAUUCCAAAAACUACCACUGAAUUGUACAAAAGAGCAGUCAAAAUCUUAAUUUGGAGGCACCAUCCACGUUGUAAAGAUGGAUCAAUACCAAAGCCUAACAAAGGAUAUCUUGUUAAAAAAUUGCCGAAAGAACUUGACAAUGACAUGAAGAUAUUGAAAAAUCUGGCAAAAAAAGGAAUUGAGACCGGGAGUUUGAUUUUUGAUGAACCAAAUUUAGCAGAUAAUAAAAAUUUAGCCGAUUGCGGCUUGUUUCAUCAAUUACCAGAUAAACGACGUGAUUUUUAUUGUUUUCUACAUUUGACUCUUCAAGAAUUUCUUACUGCAUGGUGUGUUGUUGACAAUUGGCGAAACAUUGAAAUAUUUUUGGAUGAUCAUGCUGAAGAUUCAAAAUGGUACAUGGUGAUAGAAUUUAUUGCUGGUUUAGUCGGAGAUACAAAGAAAAGAAAAAAGAUUGAAGACAUCAGUGUUGUUACAAAGAGGUUACAAAAUUGGAUCUCAAAUUUAUUUCUCUCUGAUGGUAAUAAAGCACUUGGUUUUCUUGGAAUGAAGUGCUUAUACGAAUUACAAGAUGAUGAUGAGAUGAGAUCAGCUUGCAAAUCAAAUAAUUUUUCCGAAAGAAUAUCCAUUGAUAAGGUUUCUUUCACGCCUCUUGAUUCAAACGCCCUCUUCGAAUUUCUCUCUGAGUGCCGACAAUUAAAAGAACUCAAGUUUUCUUCAUGCCAAUUUCUUGAUAAUCAUAGCGUCGUUAGAUUGUCAAAAUAUUUGUCAAAUGCAACAGCAUGCAAUGUAAUCUCUUUGAAAAUUUACUCGUGUGGUGUUAAUAAUAAAUCAAAACAUCUUAGUGAAGCUUUGAAAAUAGGUGAUGAAGAUGCGAAAUAUCUUAGUGAAGCUAUGAAAACUGAGAAUUGUAAACUUACUAAAUUGGAUCUUAGUUGUAACAAUAUAGGUGUUAAAGGUGCUAAAUCUCUUAGGGAAGCUUUGAAAACUAACAAUUGCAAACUUACUGAAUUGUAUCUUGAUGAUAACAAUAUAGGUGAUGAAGGCGCAAAAUAUUUUAGUGAAGCAUUGAAAAGUGAGAAUUUUAAACUUACUAAAUUUGACCUUAGUAGUAACUAUAUAGGUGAUAAAGGUGCAGUAUAUCUUAGUGAAGCUGUGAGAACUGAGAAUUGUAAACUUACUGAAUUGUAUCUUUAUAGUAACAAAAUAGGUGAUAAAGGUGCAAAAUGUCUUAGUUUAGCUUUGCCAAGUGAGGAUUGUAAACAUACUGACAUUAGAUAUUAACUUUAACCAUUUAUAAUAUAGUUUAAUUUGUAAAUAACAUUAAAUAUGCUUAAAGAAUAUAUAUUUGAGCUUACAGUGGGAAUAGCCGGUAAAAAUAUUUUGAUAAAAUUAAUUAUACUGUCUUAUUUUAUUUGCGUGUAAAAAGCACUUGUCUUUAUAUCAAUUUAUGAUCUUUUUUCUAGCAUGAUUUCAAUGCUGAAUCAAUGUUCUACAUAAUAAAUAUUUUAAUCAAA
Molecule: messenger RNA, 4394 nt
Organism: Xenia sp. Carnegie-2017
Lineage: Eukaryota; Metazoa; Cnidaria; Anthozoa; Malacalcyonacea; Xeniidae
Product: NACHT, LRR and PYD domains-containing protein 3-like
Exons: 7
Coding region: 1183-4161 (992 amino acids)
Molecular function (GO): protein binding
Source: RefSeq, a predicted model, not a curated record